Hyaena hyaena (striped hyena) is the source of this 2336-nucleotide messenger RNA. RefSeq names its product ELL associated factor 1 (gene EAF1). Gene Ontology annotation, cellular component: super elongation complex. The record is from RefSeq and is a predicted model, not a curated record. Gene Ontology annotation, molecular function: transcription elongation factor activity. NCBI's taxonomy places the organism in Eukaryota, Metazoa, Chordata, Mammalia, Carnivora, Hyaenidae. The coding region runs from base 58 to 1128 and encodes 356 amino acids. Gene Ontology annotation, biological process: regulation of transcription elongation by RNA polymerase II; positive regulation of DNA-templated transcription. The transcript has 6 exons.
GCUUCCGCCCGGGGACAAGACUGCCUCCGGAACCUCUCCCGGCCGAAUCCUCUGGCCAUGGCACCGCCCCCGCCACUUCCGCCACGAACCCAGAGGUCCCUCCCCGACGCCGGAAGUCCCGCGGCCCUGCUUCCGCGCAGUUCUCCCGCACCCCGCCGCAGAGAGGACCUGCUUCCGGCCCCGGGUGGGCGCCGGCUCGGCUCGCUGUGCGCCUCCGAGCGCUGUCCCAGGAGCUUCGUUUCCCCGGACGCCGGCGCCGGAAGCUCGGGCCGCGGCCGCGCCAGGAGAGCGCCGGUCCGCGCGCUAGGCUCGUGCGGGGCCAUGAACGGGACCGCGAACCCGUUGCUGGACCGCGAGGAACACUGCCUGCGGCUCGGGGAGAGCUUCGAGAAGCGGCCCCGGGCCUCUUUCCACACCAUUCGCUAUGACUUUAAGCCAGCAUCUAUAGACACUUCCUGUGAAGGAGAGCUUCAGGUUGGCAAAGGAGAUGAAGUCACAAUUACACUGCCACAUAUCCCUGGAUCCACACCACCAAUGACUGUGUUCAAGGGGAACAAACGGCCUUAUCAGAAAGACUGUGUGCUUAUUAUUAAUCAUGACACUGGUGAAUAUGUGCUGGAAAAACUCAGUAGCAGCAUUCAGGUCAAGAAAACAAGAGCUGAGGGGAGCAGUAAAAUCCAAGCCCGGAUGGAACAGCAGCCCACUCGUCCCCCACAGCCAUCUCAGCCACCACCACCUCCACCACCUAUGCCAUUCAGAGCUCCAACAAAGCCUCCGAUUGGACCCAAAACGUCUCCCUUGAAAGAUAACCCCUCACCUGAACCUCAGCUGGAUGACAUCAAAAGAGAGCUGAGGGCUGAGGUUGACAUCAUUGAACAGAUGAGCAGCAGCAGUGGGAGCAGUUCAUCAGACUCAGAGAGCUCGUCGGGAAGUGACGACGACAGCUCCAGCAGCGAGGGCGAGGACACCGGCCCGGCGUCUCCUCCACAGCCUGCCCUCCAGCAGCCCUACAACAGCAGGCCGGCUGUCGCCAAUGGGACCAGCCGGCCACAGGGAAGCAACCAGCUCAUGAACACCCUCAGAAAUGACUUGCAGUUGAGUGAGUCUGGCAGUGACAGUGAUGACUAGAGCCGAUCUUUCGAAAUCAGCUUCUCGGUGCACAGAUCUGCCGCCGGACUGGGCCGCGCUCACAUGGAGCCCACUGCUGAGACGGACACGCUGUGGAUCAGUGACUAGUAGGCGCGUGAGGCCAUGGGGGUCUCAGAUACUCAAGUCUUUAACUUAGUGGUGAUGGGUGAUUUUCUCAUGUAAUUUUUGAACAAUCUCAUGUUGCGAAGUAGAUCAAUAGAAGAACUAACAGAAUUAUAUUUCUAUUUGGUUAACACUGUUAAUGAAAAACAGACAGAUGUGCCCUGGUCUAGGUUACGCAAAGGCCAUUAUCUUAACCAGGCCAGUGAUUCAGUUGUAAACCUCAGCAGCCACCAGUUUGGCCAAGUGGUCUGCACCAGUGAAAUGACACCUGGUCUUUGAGGGGUUGGAGAACGAGGGAGACCUCAAAUUGUAGCACAGAAAUAUUUUAAAACCACUUUAAACCAUUGAGACAAAGUGGUGAGGAAGUGUCGUCUGACCCAGCCUGACAAGCCUCUGUAGAAAUGGACUUGGGGAGGGAGUCCUGGAGUGCCCGCUGGGCAGGACCCAGAGCUCCGCUAGUUCAGCCCCUUGACUUACACAUAAGAGAAGCACACAGCCGUUCCCGGCCCUGUCUCCUUCCCCUCUGGCUGUUCCUGCUGCUCCUGCCCUUGAAUCUUAUUAACUGGAACCGGAGAUUCUUAUUCAUGGGACUUCUAGUUGUGUAUCAGAGCUUUUAUUGGAUUCCAGAAGACAAAGUGUUGGGUACUUCUGGCUCAAAUUCUGAUCCAUAAAGUCCCUAAAUACAUGAGGCUGGGUGAGCAGAUUAAACAUGCAGCCACUGGCUGACACAUGAGAUGCAAUUCAAUUGGGGCUUUUAGUUCCAGGUAGAUCCAUACUGAGUGUUCUCCGUUCAGUGAAUGUUAGUAGGGGAGGUGGGAGUGGGCGAGAGGUGUAGUGAAGGAACCUUUCUGAACAAAAGAACCAGCAGCAGGCUUCCAAAAACCUGAAUGUAGAUAGGAAUUCUAUAAUAUGAAAUGAGCACAUUCUUAGAUAAGGUAUUUCUCUUCAUGCUUUUGUACCACUGUUUGUGCCUGACUCCCAGACUGAUUUGUAUUUUUGAUAAACUAGAAGAAAGUCACAAGAUUGCCUUUUGCAGUGUGCAGUUUCCAAAUGAAUCUCUUGUUACAGGAUCACUAGUAAAUGUU